AUCCUAUAUGACGUCCGUCGAGAUAUACACCUGCUAUCACUAGAACACUCAACUUUUCCCUACGAAUAUUAUCAUCUGAUGGCGCAUGCUCUCAUCUACGGCGCAUCCGGCAUUAGCGGGUGGUCUCUUCUGAACCAGACCAGAAUCUAUCCAACACCCACGACAUUCAGUCGCAUCACUGGCACCACCAGUCGUCCAUUUUCAUUAGAAAAGGCCCAGAUCCCACAAGAUGAAAGAAUCAAGAUUGCAUCAGGCAUUGACCUCACAAAGUCGGCCGAUCAAGUCGCUGCUGCAUUGAAAGAGAAGGUCGAAGACAUUUCCACUGUCACCCACGUCUUUUUCACAGCAUACAUUCAGGAAGAUGAUUUCGAGACUUUGAAGCAAACUAACACACGUCUGCUUGAGAAUGCUGUUCGUGCCAUCGAGCAAAUUGCACCGAACCUCAAGUCUAUCAUUCUCCAGACCGGAGGUAAAGGAUAUGGUCUCGAGUUUCCCAAGGAAGUCGGCAUCGCCGACCAUAUACCACUGAAGGAGUCAUGCCCGCGCAUCCCAGAGCCAUACGCCAGCAAGAUAUUCUACUACACUCAAUACGACCUUCUCAAGCAGUUGUCUGAGGGCAAAUCAUGGACUUUCUCGGAAGUACGUCCUGAUGGCGUAGUCGGCUUUGCACCUGGUACAAACGCCAUGAACAUGGCUCAAGGCAUUGCCAUCUACCUGGCAAUGUACAAGGAAGUUCAUGGAGCUGGCACAACGGUGCCUUUCCCAGGACACGAACACGGUUACAACUCAACUCACACCGAUACAUUUCAAGACAUCCUAUCUCAGAUGGAGAUCCAUGCCGCACUCAACACCGACAAGUGCGGUAAUGGCGGUGUCUUCAAUGUAGCCGAUGGCAAAGUCGUAACCUGGGCUCAAGUAUGGCCUCGCCUCUGCGAACGGUUCGGCCUCGUCGGUGGCAGUCCUCAAUCUGAUGCUACCCCAAUGCUCGAGUUUGUGAAGAACAACAAGAACGCAUGGGUCACUAUUGCGAAGAGACAUGGAUUGAAUGAGAAUCUUGUUUACGAGCAAGGCUGGGGACACACCAAUUUCAUGCUGGUGGACUUUGACUUUGAUCGACAGUAUGAUCUUUCACGCUCGCGUGAGGUUGGAUUCACAGAGUCUAUUGAUACUGCGGAAGGUUACUUCAGGGCUUGGGAGCGUAUGCAAAAGGCAAAGAUGAUUCCUCCUUUUGAGUAAGGAAUGAGUGUUAGGUCGUAAUGUAGCUAACAUGGAAGACAUCACCGAAUGACGAGCAUUCUAUUUGCAUGGAGAAAAUGAGGCUUUGACAGAGAUGAU
Aureobasidium pullulans EXF-150 is the source of this 1335-nucleotide messenger RNA. RefSeq lists its product as uncharacterized. The record is from RefSeq and is a predicted model, not a curated record. The coding region runs from base 79 to 1236 and encodes 385 amino acids. Lineage: Eukaryota; Fungi; Ascomycota; Dothideomycetes; Dothideales; Saccotheciaceae. The transcript is spliced from 3 exons.